Messenger RNA from Paramecium pentaurelia, 1437 nucleotides. NCBI's taxonomy places the organism in Eukaryota, Ciliophora, Oligohymenophorea, Peniculida, Parameciidae. The record is from the annotation of a GenBank genome assembly.
AUGAGUAAAAAAGAGAAUGUUUGGAAUUAACUAUUAUUUGAGAAAAGUAGAUAAGGAGGUUUCAUAAAUAAGAAUUUAGUAAUAUUAGGCAGAAAAUGUAGUGGGAAAAGAAGUUUAUUAGAUGCUUUAGCUGAAAUUACAAAGACUCAUAAGAGUAAAUUGAUUCAUAGUAAUUUGUAGAUGCAAUUCGACAAAAAGGCAUUACACCUAUAGUGGAUUAUGCCUACUUAAAUUUAAUAGACCUUCGUGACCCUGAUUACAACACGAAUGCUCGUCUGAAUGUGUAUAUUUUAGAAGAAGAGGGGCAGAAGUAUUUGUUACCUCAGAUUUUGAAUCACAAAAAUAUCAAAAAUACAUUUGUAAUAAUAGCUCUGGACAUGUAAGAGCCUUGGACAUUUAUGGAAGACUUAGAUAGAUGGAUUAGUGUAUUGUAGGAUAUGAUGGCUGAUUUACGAUUGAGUCUAAAUGAAUUAGAAGAGAUGAAAUAAAAUGGUAAAAUAAGUUUGAUAUAAUAAAAGUGAUGUAAUAUAUGUCAUAAAUGGAUGGAGGUUAAGUACAUGAAGGUUUAUUGAAGACAAAUUUGGGAAUACCAUUGAUGGUUAUGGUGAAUAAAUCAGACAUUUUAGAAAGAGAUGACAAAGGAAAGGAUUGGGAUUAGAAAGCAGAAAUCAUUUAAUUUUGUUUACGUUAAUUUUGUGUGAAUUGUAAGAGUUUUAACAUACUUAUAAUAAGAUGGUGCAACUUUGCUUUUUACUUCUGUGAAGCAGAAGAUCAACAUUAAGGUAAUGUACGAGUAUGUGUUACAUCGUUUGUAUAAUAUGCCAUUUGAAACAUCAUAACACAAAAAUUUAUCAGAUUUUGAAAGUCUCUUUAUCCCCUUGGGUCAAGAUGACAUUAAUAUAAUAAAGAGUACUUUUACUAAAUUGGCAAAUAGUGUAAUUAAAUAUGAGGAAAGUGUACCAAUAGUAUAAUUGAAAAAAGUAAAGUUACUUAUUAAUAAUAUAAUAAUAGAAUAUAGUUAAAGAGGAAUUGACAGUUGAGGAUGAUCAGGAAUUCUUCACUAAAUUAAAGGAGAAAUCAUCUUAAGCACCUGCAACAAGACCUAUUCUACCUAUUUAGAGAUAGGUUGAAUAACCAACAUAAUAACCAACACCAGUCGAUUAACCAACAUCUGCUCGAGGUUCUCUGUAGAGUAAGGAAUUAAAAGAUUUUUAUGAUAAAAUACUGACUGGAAGAAAUGAUGUAAUUUGCAUUAUAUAUUUAAAUUAGUCACAAGUUGAACAAAUUUAAUAAGCUCAUCAAUAAUUAUAAGAGAAAAUGAAACAACGAACAGUUACAGAAGUUCAACCUACAACAUCAACAGCUAGAUUAGCUCCUUUGUUCAAUUAAUAAGAUUAAUAGAAAUUGUAGAGGAUUUUCCCACCUAAAAAGUGAUUU